This is a messenger RNA of Penicilliopsis zonata CBS 506.65, 1628 nucleotides long. RefSeq lists its product as hypothetical. The transcript has a single exon. The record is from RefSeq and is a predicted model, not a curated record. The coding region runs from base 1 to 1509 and encodes 502 amino acids. Lineage: Eukaryota; Fungi; Ascomycota; Eurotiomycetes; Eurotiales; Aspergillaceae. Gene Ontology annotation, molecular function: mannitol dehydrogenase activity.
AUGGCCCCUCUCAAGUUAAAACGCACAACUCUGUCGCAGAUUCUGGCGGCAGGUAAGGCGCAGGUCAAGGUUCCGACCUACCAGCGCGGUGGCGCUGUCAAGGAGGGGAUCGUCCAUGUCGGCGUCGGCGGCUUCCACCGAGCCCAUCUGGCUGUCUACGUCGACCAGUUGAUGGAGAAACACGGGGUCAGGGACUAUGCAAUCUGCGGUGUUGGCUUGCAGCCCUUUGAUGCUGUCAUGCGCGACGCCCUGGGGUCGCAGGACCACAUGUACACCGUCAUUGAGCGGUCGGCCAAGGGAAGCUUUGCCCACGUUGUGGGCAGCAUCAACUCCUACCUCUUUGCCCCCGAUGACCGCGAGGCUGUCAUUGCCAAAAUGGCGCACCCGGAUACGCACAUUGUGUCGCUGACCAUCACGGAGAGCGGGUACUACUACAACGAGAACACACACGAGCUGCAAAGCGAGCACCCGGACAUCCAGUUCGAUCUCGACCCGGCCAACGAGCAGACCCCGCGCACCACGUUCGGCUUCCUCUACGCCGCCCUGGCUCGACGCCGGCAGCAGGGCCUCAAGCCCUUCACCGUCAUGUCCUGCGACAACAUGCAGAAGAACGGCUCGAUCACCCGCCACAUGCUCGAGUCGUUUGCGCGCCUGCGCAGCCCGGAGGUCGCCGCGUGGAUCACCGAGCAGGGGGCCUUCCCCAACGCCAUGGUCGACCGUAUCACCCCUCAGACAUCCGCCACCGACAAGGAGGCCCUGGCAGACAACUUUGACAUCGAGGACGCGUGGCCGGUCGUCACAGAGCCCUUCAUGCAGUGGGUCAUCGAGGACCAGUUCUCCGACGGCCGCCCGCCCUUUGAAAAAGUCGGGGUCCAGGUUGUCAAGAACGUGCACGCCGUCGAGCAGUUCGAGAAGCACAAGCUGCGCCUGCUCAACGGCAGCCACUCGGCCCUGGGCUACCCGGGCCAGCUGGCAGGCUUCAAGUACGUGCAUGAGGUGAUGGAGAACCCCCUCUUCCGCAAGUUUGUGUGGCAGAUGAUGCAGGAGGAGGUGAAGCCGCUGCUGCCGGAGAUCCCGGGCGUCGACAUCGACGAGUACUGCAACACGCUCAUCGAGCGCUUCUCCAAUCCCACCAUCAUGGACCAGCUGCCCCGCAUCUGCCUCAACGCCUCGGGCAAGAUCCCCCAGUUCAUCAUGCCGUCCAUUGCCGAGGCGAUCUGGGUGUCGGGCCCCUUCCGCCGUCUGUGCUUCGUCGCUGCCGCCUGGUUCCAUUACAUCAACGGCGUCGACGACGCAGGCAAGCCCUUCCAGGUCGACGACCCUAUGCGUGAGGAACUCCAGGCCAAGGCUCGCGCGGGGGGUACCAACCCGGCCGAGAUCCUCAGCAUCAAGACCCUCUUCGGCGAUGACCUGCGCAAAGACAAGCGCUUUCUCCAGGAGAUCACCGCCGCCAUGGAGCAGAUUGCCCAGGACGGUAUCCUCAAGACCCUCCCGAAGUACAUUGACUAAAGUUUUUUCAAGCUGCUGGUUUAGCCGGGGUGGGGAAAAAGCGAGCAAUUUUUUUUUUCUUUUAUAAAUACAUAGAGAUAGAUGAGGUAGAAAAAAAAUCUCUUAUUUAAUGUUACUGC